Molecule: messenger RNA, 3488 nt
Organism: Zootoca vivipara (common lizard)
Lineage: Eukaryota; Metazoa; Chordata; Lepidosauria; Squamata; Lacertidae
Gene: AMER3
Product: APC membrane recruitment protein 3
Biological process (GO): regulation of canonical Wnt signaling pathway
Cellular component (GO): plasma membrane
Molecular function (GO): phosphatidylinositol-4,5-bisphosphate binding; beta-catenin binding
Source: RefSeq, a predicted model, not a curated record
GGAGCUUUUGCAUAAAACACUUAGCAGCCUCAGCAACAAGAAUAUAACUACAAAGAUUUCUGCUUUUGGCAUGGUAAAACAUGGCACUGAACAGCAAAGGUGAUGAGAUCUGGCAGGGUGGAAGCUUUGCGGGCUAAUACAGCGGGCUGCCAAAAAUACAGCCAGAAAUGAAAUGCUGAUUUCCUCUCAGAUCCAGAUGUGAUGAGACAACAUGGAGUUCAAAAGAGGAAAAACCUUUAUAAAAUCCAGCAUGCAGCUGACCCAUGAGAAAUUACCUUUAGUGAGCUUGAGUCCUGGGGAAAAGGGCAAUGUAGGAAUAGACAUAAGAGAAAGGAGCCACCCUGCAGUUGAAAUCCAAAAAGCAAGUUUUCCUGCUGAUAGAAGCGAUAGCAUUUCCAACAGCUCAAUCAAGACUGGAUCUAGUGAGAGCAUCCUGUUGCUCCCAGAUUCCUUCUACAAACCAGUAAGGAAAAGUAAAACCCAUGACUGUGUUCUGGGAGGUGUGGACAAAACUGAACACAGCAGCUACAAUAACAAGAUCUCAGAGGAAGGCAUGGCAGCUCCUGGGAGAAGUAAAGGGCGUAUGAUCAACAGCGCCAGCUUUUCUGGAAUUGGGAACACACAGAAUUCUAGCAGCAAGAAAGAAUCGGUGGGCAGCUCGAGCCACUUCUUGAACAGCCCACAGCAGAUGAUUGAUUACCGAAACUUUGUGCCACAGGUGCCCUUUGUGCCAGCGGUUGCAAAAAGUAUCCCAAGGAAGAGGAUUUCCCUGAAGCGAUCCAAAAAAGGCCUCCGGGAUAUAUUUCACAUGAAAAAAACCAAGCCGGAGAGUCUUUCCUUGCUGUCAGAGAAACAAAAAAGGCUGCCAUUUCCAGGCUGCAAGUCAGAGUUGGCAGGCAGGUUCGGCAAGUAUUUCUUCAAAGCCGGAGAAACGUUUUCUGCUGACUGUUUGGCACAAGAAUGUUCUGAUGGCGAGCUGCUGUCAGAGUCCUCCUAUGAGUACCCCAGUGCUCUGUGCGAAGAUGUUGCUUCCCUGAAGAGCUUUGAUUCUCUUACUGGGUGCGGAGAGAUCUUCGCAGACGAGAGCUCAGCUAAUAUGGAACUGGAGGUUAGCAAAGAAAUCUUGCUCAGGCAAUCGCAAAAGAAAGAUAGUCCUGCUAUGGGAUCCUUUCAAGGUGGAGUGGAACAGCUUGCAUCCCCAGCCCAGAAUGAAGCAGCAGACUUUGCAAAACUCUGGGACAACAUCAACAAGUCAGUGCAGCUGCAUCAGAAGACCCUGUUUGAUAGGAGGCUUCUGAAAAUACCCAGUAGUGAACUGGGAAAGUCUAGAAAUGAGACCAGUGCCUCAGUGACUGAUCUGCUUUCUUCCCCCGACUCUUCCAAAGAGAGUUCCAUAGAUACAGGGACCCCAAAGAGUGACAACCAGGAAUCGAUGUCAACCAGUGAUGAAGGAUACUAUGAUUCAUUUUCUCCUGGGCAAGAUGAUGAAAUAAGGGAGGAUCAGUCCCCUGGGGUACCAGGUAGGUUUCCAAGAGACAGUUAUAGUGGCGAUGCCCUUUAUGAACUAUUUUAUGAUCCCAAUGAGGCUCAGAUCAGCCCAGUUCUAGAUGAUGACCUAUGCAUGUCUGAAAGCACCUCAGAAAAGGCAAUUGAAAUCCCUUUAUCAAUUUACAGCUUUCAUGUAGGGUCAGAAGAAAAUAUGGCUUCUCAACCAGCCAUUGACAUAAUCAGCCAAGGAUUCCUUCACAGCACAUGGAAAGGGAAAGAAUGCUUGCUUAAGCUCUGUGAUACAGAGCUCUCCCUGACCAUGGGGAUCAUCAACUGGCUGAGAAAAAACCCAGGCUUGAUUUCCCCCCAAGACUUUCCCAAGAACCCUCCACCACAGAUGGAGAGAGAUGGUGAGCCGGUGCCCACCGGUCUCAGCAUAUGCCAAAACACGUGUAAAUCUGCUUUUGAGGAAAACGAAAACAACACAGAGCCAUCUUCAGCUGACUGCAAAAAUGGAACUGAGGUAUAUUCAGCGGACAGAACUGAACAAAGCCCAAGUGACGUUCCUUCGUGCAGCUCAACUCAAGAAAGUUCUCAAGACAGGGAAGGAAAUUGGAGUGCAAUAUCUGGGCUCACAACAGACAAUAGCACAUCAUGUGACACACAGAGAUCAGAGAGUUGGGAUGAUCUCCUAAUGAGCUCUUCUUUAAUGGAGAAGAUAUCUCUCGUAGAAGAAUGCACAGAUCCUAGCAAUGAAACUCUUUCACUAGAAGUUUUGAAUCUGGAGACAAUUUGCCCAACUGAUGAUAACCCACUGGUAAUGGAUAACCAUGAUGCAGAAUCGUGUUCUUCUUACAUGACUGCUGUAAGCUCUCCAGAUUCUCUAGAGACUGGAGAGGGAAAUGAGAUGAAGGAUCAAACCUGGUCUGUUGAAUGUGACAAGCCAACAGAGGCACUGCACCUCAGUCAUUCCCAAAGCCAGAUCAGCCAGACAUCCAAGGAGAGGGACACUAAUGUAAUGAGGCUUUUGGAACAUUGUGUCACUCAGGUUGCUUCCCUAAAGAUCAAUCAUGACUCCGCAAGUAAGCACUUGGAAGAUGAUGGUGUUGGAAAUGAUGUGAACAGUGAUACAGACGCAAUAGUUCAAUUCACAAACCAAAUACGUAAUGAAUGUAGUUGUAUAACCCCAAGCCCAAAAGGUCCUCCCAGCCCUCCUUCAAGCCACUGUAACAUUGAGUCAAAUACUGGCAGUAGUGUUACGUCUCUCGCGGAUCAAAAGGAAGGUCUCAUUUGUUUUGAAGAUCAGAAAAACACAAGUAUGCUAAACUGUAUGGGCCCAGUUGCAAAAAACAAACUACCCUUUGAAUAUGCCCAGUUGAAUAAUCAAGCCCUGUCCUAUAUCAAAGAUUUCAGAUUUGAACUCAGUGCUCAAAAUUCUACCACUAUGGCACACAUUUGCAGGCCUACAUUUUUGCCACUCUUUGGUUCCAUCUGCUCAGACACAACUAGUGGCUUUUCACAGCCUUUCUGCAGAAGGAGCGCUUUGCCGCAGAAACAUUCACAAGACCAAGAAGUUACACAGAGCAGCACACCGUUACGUGGUUAUUCAACGUUCCAGUGUAAAGUACUGCCAAAGGUGUCCACUCUUCCACUUUUAGAGGAUGCUACCAAAGAGAGAGCAGUUAUGGAGAAGACCCAUGAUGACUUGCUGUCAUAAGGAGUGAUGCUAAAGAUCCACGCUCUGCAAAUGCCAAUUUCUCACCUGUAUCAGAACGAGGUAAGAGACUGGUGUCAUCGGAGACAGAAACCCCAUGAGGACACUGCUGAGGAUGCACCUCCUAAUCUCUUGCCAGAAGAAUGUGGAUUUUUACAAACUUAAUAUCAUAAGCUCUUGACACCUUGCCACUUGGUCCCUUGAAUGGAUGUGUGCAACGUAUAAUGACACGCUUGCCCACAGAUUCAGUCUUUUUGAGUUGGAUGAAAAUUGUUUUAUUUUAGAA